Molecule: messenger RNA, 285 nt
Organism: Drechmeria coniospora
Lineage: Eukaryota; Fungi; Ascomycota; Sordariomycetes; Hypocreales; Ophiocordycipitaceae
Exons: 1
Coding region: 1-285 (94 amino acids)
Source: RefSeq, a predicted model, not a curated record
AUGCAUGCCGGCAGAGAGGGAAAGGAAGCAAGUGGCGAUGCCCGUGGCGCCAAAUCGCUGCUAGAGGUAGACGGUCUGAAGCACGUUCGACGCAGAUGCCGCACCUGCAAUUUGCCAGAUUGGGCAGGUGGCGGCAGGCGGUCGGAACUCGAAGUUACGACAGAGUGCCCCUGGCGGAACUCGACGUUGCAGGAAGCAAUUGGUUGGCUUGGGACAGGACCGAUGGAGGCGGGAGCAUCCUCAGGCGACAUGGGUCCGGGCGGCCUCCGUUUGGGCCGCCAAUGA